Beta vulgaris subsp. vulgaris (sugar beet) is the source of this 1147-nucleotide messenger RNA. RefSeq lists its product as uncharacterized. The transcript has 5 exons. Gene Ontology annotation, cellular component: nucleoplasm; mitochondrion. Gene Ontology annotation, molecular function: cadherin binding. The coding region runs from base 350 to 1057 and encodes 235 amino acids. The record is from RefSeq and is a predicted model, not a curated record. Lineage: Eukaryota; Viridiplantae; Streptophyta; Magnoliopsida; Caryophyllales; Amaranthaceae.
AUUUCAACCUAAAAAAGAGAAGAGGAAGAAGAAGAAGUGGGAAAUUUGAUAUGGGAAGAGAUUUGUCGCGAUCAAGGUCACCACAACAUCAUAGACGUAGUAGGAAAAUUCAUAGGGCACGAAGCCGAUCACCUUAUAGCAGAAUGCUGUAAGAUUAGGAUACAUUUCCCUUCUUAUAAGAACUUGAGAGAAGUUGCUUGCUUCCCGUUGUUGGGUGGUGAAGUUGCUUCCCAUCGUUGGGAGGUGAGCAGGUAAAUAUAUGCUGCUGGUUUUACUUUGUUCCUCCAUUGUGAUUAGCGACAUCAUGUGAUAAAGAUGGAGUAUCCCAAAGCUUUUGUUUUACAGUUUAAUGAGAAGAAAAAGCCGUUCUAUAUCCCCACGCCGGCACAAAAAUCGUUCUCGCACCCCAAGGCGUCAUAGAAGUCGUUCAGCUUCACCUAGGCGCUAUAGGCGGCGGCGAAGUAACAGCGCUUCGUUGUCUCCUGUACGUAAAUCUCCUAGUCCAAGCCUUGACUCAGUAGAGCAAAAAUGUGCCAGUGAGAAGUUGAAAUUAGAAGAAGAGAAGCAAAGGCGUCAGCAAGAAGCUGAAUUAAAAUUAAUUGAGGAGGAAACUGCUCGGAGAGUGGAGGAAGCAAUUCAUAAAAUAGUUUCUGAGAGCUUAGAUUCUGGGUCGAUCAAGCUAGAAAUACAGAGGCAAUUGGAGGAAGGUAGGAAGAAACUACAUGAAGAGGUUGCUGCUGAACUUGAGAGAGAAAAGCAAUUUUCACUAGUUGUUGCUCAGCGGAAAGAGGAACAAGCUCGAAAGGAGAAAGAAGAACUUGAAAAGAUGCUGGAAGAGAACCGGCGAAGGCUUGAAGAAGCUCAGCGAUUUGAAGCACUGGAGCAACAGCAAAGGGAAGAAGAACGGUAUCGGGAACUGGAAGAGAUGCAAAGGCAGAAGGAAGAGGCUAUGAGGAGGAAGAAACAACAAGAGGAGGAAGAACGGGUGAAACAGAUGGUCUUGCUUGGCAAGAACAAGUCUAGGCCAAGACUGUCAUUUGCCCUUAAUUCAAAAUGAGCAAAUCUAGAUUUGCGAUUUGAAUGUAUGGUCACAAAAAAUUUAUUUGUUACAUAUAAGGUGGAAUUUUGGUGCUUGAUUAUCUGUCAA